AUGACUCCUACGCCCCCUUCCACUACCUCCUCAAGCGCCGGAGCUCAAUCUCCAGAAGGCCAAUAUCGGGUGGUAAGAAAGAGAAACAGGAUUCCUCUCUCAUGUGGGCCUUGCCGACACAGGAAGUUGAAGUGUAACCGGUCGCAUCCAUGUGAGAAUUGUACGAGGAGAGGUGAUGCUUCCUCGUGCUCAUAUGCUGCACCGGGCACACGAAAAAAGAAUCAAACUCAAGGCUCAACCAGUCCUGAUGACAUGCAAAAUCGUAUUGACCGUUUAGAAGGUUUAGUCUUAUCCUUGAUGACAAAUGGUGCUUCAUCUGCAGGCCCAGCAGCCGCCACUGCUGCCAUUAACCGUUCUCACAGCGAAAGUGUCGGUUCAUCUUUUCCUCCUGACAUAGAACAAGACGACGAUGACAUGAUCAAAGAAGAAGGUGAUGAGGAUAGCGAUGUAGAUGGCGUCGCUAACUCAUUGGGCAUCAUGAAGGUUGACCCUGAUAAAGGAAAAACAACAUAUCUAGGAGAUUCGCACUGGCAUCUGGUCUUAAAAGAUAUCGCAGAAGUCAAAUCCUAUUUCAGUAGUCAUAAAAAAGAACUCGAAAAGAAUUACGAGAAAAUCAAAUCUUCAAACCCUCCUGUCAAUGAUGAUACCGCAUUUCUAAUCGGUGCACAUUCGCCAGCUACGGACGAUGAGCUUCGAAAAGCACUUCCUCCCAGAUCUGAGGUUGAUAAAAUCAUCACGAGAUAUUUGCACACUUACGACCCGUCUAUACACAUUAUACACGCUCCGACUUUCCAUAAGGAGCUGCAGGCCCACUGGCAAGAUCCCGCGAAGACCUCGAUUGUAUGGCUAGGCCUUUUAUAUUCAAUUCUCUGUUUAGCCAUGCAAUCAUACCAAAAGAUCGGGGAUGAACCACCGGAAUGGAAAGGUCGUACUCUCGAGGUAGCUAGUGAAUUCAGGCAGCGCACGGUCCAGUGUCUUGUCAAUUCCGAUUAUACCAAGUCAUCACUUUACACGAUUGAAACAUUGAUUCUAUACGUACACGGUGAAUAUGCGAGCCGAUGGGAUUCUGAAGUAGGCCUUUGGGUCAUAAUAGGCAUGAUCACUCGAUUAUCAAUGCGGAUGGGUUAUCAUCGAGAUCCAAGCAACUUUGCAGGUAUCUCUGUCUUCCAUGGCGAGAUGCGUCGUCGAAUUUGGGGAUUUGUGCGCGCCAUGGACACGAUGUUUUCCUUCCAGUUGGCCCUUCCGAGUAUGAUCCGUGAUAGCGACUGUGAUACAAAACCUCCUCGCAACAUAUUUGAGGAUGAGUUUGGUCCGGAUUCGAAGACAUUACCACCCGAGAGACCGAAGACUGAGCCUACCCCUAUAUCUUACAUGCUCUCCAAAAUCAACAUAACAAAUGAACUGAACUGCAUAAUGGAGGAAAUACAAAGUGUUAAUCCUAAAGGCAUUGCAUAUGAUGAUGUUCUCGCGCGCGAUAAUAAAUUGUGGGAAUUAAAACGGAACCUUGCUCCUCACCUUCGACUCCAGCCCUUGGAAGAAUGUACACAUGAUUCUGCGACGCUCUUGAUGCAGAGGUUCAAUGUGGACAUUCUUUGGCAGAAAACUAUGUGUGUCCUUCAUCGCAAGUACAUUGCACGUGCGAGACAGAAUUCUCGCUAUGAUCAUUCCCGUCGAGCCUGUGUCAAUGCUGCCAUGGAAAUCCUUCGCCAUCAACACAAAAUCCAUCUGGAAUCCAAACCUGGGGGACGAUUGCGUUCGAUGAGUUGGGCGGUUUCACCCCUUACCAAACACGAUUAUUUACUCGCUGCAAUGAUAGUCUGCUUAGAGCUUCAUUAUGGGAGUAUUUGUCCGCCGGACAGACAUUUCUGGAAAAAAGAAGAACUUGCCGAUAUGCUCAAGGCUGUUGAAACCUCUCAAAGUAUUUGGAGUGAGACGAUGGAGGAAUCGAUGGAGGCAUUUAAAGCAUGCAAAACUUUGAAUAUUAUUCUUGAGAAGAUGAAAGCUUGUAGGGAACCAGCGGCCAUUGCUUGUGCCACACCAAUGAGUACAGUCGACGCUUUUUCACAAUUCGAUGAUGAGAACCUCAGACCCGAGCAAUCAGCAGCUAUGACUUUGGGUAUGCUUUCUGGUGGUCUAUCACCAAACUCAGCAGCUAUGUUCAACAACGUGGGCCAGGCAUCAGCAGGAUAUUCGAACAUGGACCUGAAUAUGGGUGAUUCAAGUGGAAGUGGUCUCACUCCGUACGCACUCGAUAAUAAUGUUAACCCCUUUGCCACCAUGAACGGCGGCGCAUCCCCAUUCUCCAUGUUCGGCAACACCGGUAAUGCUCCUGGAAUGAUGGAUCUACCGGCGAAUGUUGACUGGGAACAAUGGGAUCAUUUUAUCGGAAAUUCAAAUGUAAUCGAUCCAUCAUUUCAGUUCUACCCACCGAAUCUAGACACUUCACCACCGGGCGGGGACGGUCAAGGACAAGGACAACAACAGGACCCGUCAAAUCCAUACGUAGGUCCUUUUAUGGGUGCAAAUACUCCUGGUAGAUGA
This is a messenger RNA of Sclerotinia sclerotiorum 1980 UF-70, 2541 nucleotides long. RefSeq lists its product as hypothetical. Gene Ontology annotation, biological process: DNA-templated transcription; regulation of DNA-templated transcription. Gene Ontology annotation, molecular function: DNA-binding transcription factor activity, RNA polymerase II-specific; zinc ion binding; DNA binding. Gene Ontology annotation, cellular component: nucleus. The transcript is spliced from 6 exons. The coding region runs from base 1 to 2541 and encodes 846 amino acids. The record is from RefSeq and is a predicted model, not a curated record. NCBI's taxonomy places the organism in Eukaryota, Fungi, Ascomycota, Leotiomycetes, Helotiales, Sclerotiniaceae.